AUGUAUGGACGUUCAGUUUCCAAUCAAAGGAUUGAAGCUUGGUCGUCUUUUCUUCGUAAAACUAAGUCUGAUUGGUAAAUCAAAUUCUCCAAGGAUAUUCGGGACGCGGGCAUUUAUUGCGACAGUAAUCCAAUUCAUGUAGAAUGCCUGAAAUUCUAUUUCAUGCACUUAAUCCAAGACGAGCUCAAACACGUGACAGAACAAUGGAAGCUUCAUAGGAUUAGGCCAUGUAGAAAUUCCGACUCCCCAGCAGGUCGCCCCGAAGUUCUAUAUUUUCUUCCUGAACUAAAAGAAGCCAUGGAUUACUCUACUCCAGUGCCAAGCGAUGAAAUCGAUUUAGCUAAAGAGGUAUGCUGUGAUCAACUCAAUGAACAGCCGGCCUCUAGAGGGUUCUUGGAGUUGGCUUACCUCAUCAUGGAUGAAGAGAAUCUGACGAUGCCAGAUGACGCAGAAGAGGCACUGAGAUUACAUAUAUAUCUUGUCUAUCAUAUUGAAAACAUCUAA
This is a messenger RNA of Pocillopora meandrina, 504 nucleotides long. NCBI's taxonomy places the organism in Eukaryota, Metazoa, Cnidaria, Anthozoa, Scleractinia, Pocilloporidae. The record is from the annotation of a GenBank genome assembly.